AUGCACCUGCAAGCGUGCAUGCACCUGCAUGCAUGCAGCUGCAUGCAUGGCCCUGCAUGCAUUGCCCUGCAUGCACGCACCUUUCUGCAUGCAGCUGCAUGCAUGGCCCUGCAUGCAUGCACCUUUCUGCAUGCAGCUGCAUGCAGAAAGGUGCAUGCAUGCAGCUUUCUGCAUGCAGCUGCAUGCAUGGCCCUGCAUGCAUGCACCUGCAUGCACGCAUGCGUGGAUUCGCAGGUGCUGCUGCUGGACUGCCCGCUGGAGUACAAGAAGGGGGAGAGUCAGGCGAGCGUGGAAGUGACGAAAGAGUCGGAGUGGAGAGAGUUGUUGGAACAAGAAGAGGCGGAAGUGGCUGCGAUGUGUCGCUGCGUGGUGGAGAGCGGGGCCAAUUUGGUCUUCACCGAAAAAGGGGUUUCGGACUUGGCGCAGCACUUCCUGGCCAAGGCUGGAGUUUCAGUUAUUCGCAGAGUCCGCAAGACAGACAACAACAGAAUCAGCAGAGCCACCGGAGCCACUGUGGUUUCCAGGCCCGAAGAAAUCCUCAAGUCCGACUUGGGCACGCACUGCGGCCUCUUCGAAGUCCGAAAAAUCGGGGAUGAGUACUUCACCUUUUUGCUUGAGUGCAAGGAGGGCACUGCAUGCACUAUUGUUUUGAGGGGAGGCAGCAAGGACGUCCUCAACGAAGUGGAGCGCAACCUCCAAGACGCCCUUAACGUCGCCCGCAAUAUUCUCCUCGAUGGAAAACUUCUGCCAGGUGGAGGCGCCCCCGAAAUGGCCGUGGCUGCCAGACUCCUCGACAAGGCCAAAAGCUUAGACUCCCUUCACCAAUAUUCUUACAGGGCCGUGGCCUCCGCCCUCGAAGUCAUUCCAAGAACACUUGCCCAAAACUGCGGCGCAAACGUUGUGAAGGUGAUGACGGACUUGCGGGCGAGCCACAGCCGGCUGGACAGCCCCGAAGCUGCAUGCAUUGGAGUGGAUGGCGAAACUGGCGAAGUUUGCGAUAUGAGCAAAAAGAUGGUUUGGGACUGUUUGUCCGUCAAAGAACAAGUCUUCAAGCUGCGGUGCUGCUGCGCAUCGACGAUGUGCUCUCGGGGGUUAGAAAAGAUGGGAAAGGGGGGGCCCCAGGAGAAGACGGGGCCCCUGAAGACAUGGAGACCUUUGGGGAUGCUCGUGACGGGUAAGCUGCGAAAGCAGCAGCAGCAGCUGCUGCUGCUGUUGCAGCAGCAGCAGCAGCAGCAGCAGCAGCAGCGGAAGGAACAGCAGCUGCUGCAGGAGCGGCAGGAAGAGCUGCAGCAGAAGCUGCAGCAGCUGCUGCAGCGGCAGCGGCAGGGAGGGCUGCAGCAGCUGCUGCAGCGGCAGCGGCCUAAGAUACUGCAGCAGCUGCAGCAGCAGCAGCAGCAGCAGCAGCAGAUGCUGCAGCAGCGCUGCAGGGCAUUUGCCACUUGUCCUUUACCCUGUUCAUGCGCCGAUGGCAGAAAGUGA
Messenger RNA from Eimeria necatrix, 1479 nucleotides. RefSeq names its product TCP-1/cpn60 family chaperonin, putative. Lineage: Eukaryota; Apicomplexa; Conoidasida; Eucoccidiorida; Eimeriidae. Gene Ontology annotation, cellular component: chaperonin-containing T-complex. The transcript has 6 exons. Gene Ontology annotation, biological process: protein folding. The coding region runs from base 1 to 1479 and encodes 492 amino acids. Gene Ontology annotation, molecular function: ATP-dependent protein folding chaperone; ATP binding. The record is from RefSeq and is a predicted model, not a curated record.